This is a messenger RNA of Laccaria bicolor S238N-H82, 396 nucleotides long. RefSeq lists its product as uncharacterized. Bases 1 to 396 code for a protein of 131 amino acids. The record is from RefSeq and is a predicted model, not a curated record. NCBI's taxonomy places the organism in Eukaryota, Fungi, Basidiomycota, Agaricomycetes, Agaricales, Hydnangiaceae. The transcript has 4 exons. Gene Ontology annotation, molecular function: O-methyltransferase activity.
AUGGCGAAACGAUUCCCGACUUUGCAACAAGACCUCCCCGAACGUAUUUUACAAGCGAGGAACGAAUUUUGGCCCCGAAACUGUCCAAAAGCUAUGAAAGAAAAGAGGAUCGAGUUCCAGUCAAUGGAAUUCCUGACUGAGUCUCCAAUUAAGAGUAAUGUGUACUUGUUAAAGAAGAUCAUCCACGACUGGCCUGAUGCCGAUAGCAUCAAAAUUCUGCCGGGUGUGCGCAAGGCCAAGGCUCCAUAUAGUCGCGUCCUCACUCUGAGUUCAGAUAUCCAUCUGCGAAGGGCGGACUCCUCGCUCUUUGAAAAGAAGCGAACCAAGAAGGUGGAAGACUGUCGCGAUAAUCUGUUUGCUGAAAUCAGCUGCUCCAUAAAAUUUAUGGAUAGUUGA